Messenger RNA from Hevea brasiliensis (rubber tree), 4166 nucleotides. Its product is annotated as leucine-rich repeat receptor-like protein kinase PXC2. Bases 1035 to 3932 code for a protein of 965 amino acids. The transcript is spliced from 2 exons. Gene Ontology annotation, cellular component: plasma membrane. Lineage: Eukaryota; Viridiplantae; Streptophyta; Magnoliopsida; Malpighiales; Euphorbiaceae. The record is from RefSeq and is a predicted model, not a curated record. Gene Ontology annotation, biological process: protein phosphorylation. Gene Ontology annotation, molecular function: protein kinase activity; protein binding; ATP binding.
CCGUUUCGCCGUUUAACCAAGGAUUUAAAUCCUUGCCAUGCCACUUUACUCUAUAUUUCUUCCCUCUCUCCCACUACUCUCCUCCUGCUCCUGCUCCUGCCCAUCAUCAGCCGCACCUACAUCCGCUUCUUAUUCUUCGCACUCCAUCAUUAAUGCCUCCUAGGGUUUCAAAUAUCUAAAUUCUUUCUCGCUGCUUUACCGGCAAUCCCUCCGCCCUUACCUCUAUCUCUAGCUUCAACUUUUAACUUUGUCUGUUUGCGGUUUUUAAGUUGAAAAAUUGUAGGGAUUCUCUUCUUUCUCAUUAAUGUGAGUUUCUGUUGGAGAUCAAGGAGUGCUGUAUCAGUGAGUAUUCCAUCUUUCUUUCUUUUUCUUGGAGGAUUUUUUUUUUCCCAAAACGAAAGUAAAGAAAGAGAGAGAAACUGAAACAAACAGUUGAAAGAGCAGAGUGGGUUCGUGUGGAUUUUGUUUGUUUUCUACCUUUGCUCCAAAACAGUGAACGCAUUGUCUUUUCGAGUCUCUCUCUACCUGGGAUUGUUAGGCCUGCUAGAAACUUUGAUCUUCAAUCAUUUGCAAUUUUUUUAACCCUUUAUUUUUGAAGUUCUGUUUCGUGUCAUCUUACUGCCGGGCUGCUGCUACUGCUGCUUCAGUGACCCACCAUCUUCAGCUUCUAGCAUUUGUUUGUACGGACACAAACUUAGUGCUCUCUCUCUCUCUCUCUCUCUCUCUCUCUCUCUCUCGUUUAUCCCAGAAGUUAGAAAGUACAAAAUGAAAAUAAAAAUCUCUUCUUUCACCCAUUGUUAGUUGUAACCUCCGAUACAUUUUUGCAAGGGAAGUUUCCUUUUUCUUGGUUGCGAUUCUUUCGAUACAACAGGCGUUUCUUGCCAUCAUGGGUUGUCCAAAUGCCUUUGCUUUUGUAUGCCAUCGCUUUGGCGUUUUUCCUUCAAGUGUUAUAUGCGCUUAUUUGAAUUCUUUCAUGGAGUCCUUGCAUUUUUGACAGAGCAUUUUAUUGGGAAAUUUUGAAUUUGAAAUUGAAGAUGCUAUUCGACCUCUGCCUUUUUCUUCUUUUAGUUCCUGUUUUUUCUAAGUCUUUGGACCCAACAUUCAACGAUGAUGUUCUUGGGUUGAUAGUCUUCAAGGCCGGUCUUCAAGACCCAGAGUCUAAACUUGCGUCAUGGAAUGAAGAGGAUGAGAAUCCCUGCAACUGGGUCGGUGUCAAGUGCGACCCCAAAACCCAACGGGUUACGGAGCUGGUUCUUGAUGGCUUCUCUCUUUCUGGGCACAUUGGCCACGGUCUUCUACGGCUGCAGUUUCUCCAGAUUCUGUCACUAUCAAACAACAACUUCACUGGCACCAUAAACCCUGAUCUUUCUCAGCUUGGGGUUUUACAAGUCGUCGACUUGAGUCAGAACAAUCUCUCUGGGUUUAUCCCUGAUGGAUUUUUUAAGCAAUGUGAAUCCUUGAGAUCGGUUUCAUUUGCUACGAAUAAGCUUACUGGGCAAAUUCCUGAAUCUUUGAGCUGGUGCACGUCAUUGGCAGCAGUUAAUUUCUCAUCUAAUCAGCUUUCUGGUGAAUUACCAUCUGGAUUAUGGUUUUUGAGGGGGCUUCAAUCCCUUGAUUUAUCUGAUAAUUUGCUGGGGGGAGAGAUUCCAGAAGGGAUCACAAAUUUAUAUGAUUUGACGGCCAUUAAUUUGCAGAAUAACAGAUUCUCUGGACAGCUUCCAGUGGAUAUUGGAGGUUGUUUGCUUUUGAAAAUGCUUGAUUUUAGUGAGAAUUCUCUGUCUGGAGUCCUUCCUGAGUCAUUGCGGAGACUUAGGUCGUGCACUUCUCUUAGAUUGCGAGGAAAUUCAUUUGCAGGAGAAAUUCCUAGUUGGAUUGGCGAAUUAAAAAAUCUCGAGAGUUUGGAUCUUUCUACCAAUGAAUUUGUUGGUCGGAUUCCAUCUUCAAUAGGAAAUCUUACUCUAUUGAAGGAAUUAAGUCUAUCCAGGAACCGUAUUACAGGAGGGUUGCCACAGUCGAUGGCAUAUUGUCUUAACCUUCUGGUUCUAGAUGUUAGCCAGAAUGAAUUGACAGGAAAUCUUCCAUCGUGGAUUUUCAAGAUGGGCUUAAAAAGUAUCUCACUUUCUGGGAACGGACUCAGUAAGAGUAUGCAAUAUCCUUCAGUUACCUCAGUGGCAGCCUCUCUUCAAGGUCUUAAGGUCUUGGACCUAUCUUCAAAUGACCUAUCUGGUGAAAUUCCAUCUGAUAUUGGGGUUCUUAGCAGCUUGCUGUUCUUGAAUAUAUCCAGAAACCGACUCUUUGGUUCUAUCCCAUCUAGCAUAGGAGAUUUGAAGAUGACCCAAGUUCUUGAUUUAAGUGAUAAUAAGCUAAAUGGAAGAAUUCCUUCUGAAAUUGGAGGAGUGGUUUCACUUGUGGAACUGAUAUUGGAAAAGAACUGCAUAACUGGGAAUAUUCCAACUCAAAUAAAAAACUGCUCAUCUCUUGCAUCUUUAAUGCUAUCUCAGAACAACCUCACUGGUCCAGUGCCUGCAGCCAUUGCAAACUUAAGCAACCUCCAAUAUGUGGACUUAUCAUUCAAUAACCUCUCUGGAAGCUUGCCAAAGGAGCUGACAAAUCUUUCCUACCUUGUGUCGUUUAAUGUUUCUCAUAACAAACUACAAGGUGAGCUACCAGUUGGGGGUUUCUUCAACACCAUUUCCUCCUCAGCUGUCUCAGGAAAUCCAGCCCUAUGUGGUUCUGUUGUCAACCGCUCCUGCCCUUCUGUCCAUCCAAAGCCCAUUGUUCUAAACCCCAACUCAUCUGCCUCUUCCAAUGGCUCCUCUUUAAGUCACAAUCACCAGAAAAUUGCUUUCAGCAUCUCUGCCUUCAUUGCUAUUGGUGCAGCUGCUUUCAUUGCCCUUGGUGUGGUAGCUGUGUCUCUCCUCAACAUUCAUGUACGAUCUUCCAUGACACGAACUCCCGUUGCACUCACUUUAUCAGGUGGGGAAGAUUUCAGUUGUUCCCCAACUAAUGAUCCAAACUAUGGCAAACUUGUAAUGUUUUCGGGCGAUGCCGAUUUUGUUGCUGGUGCCCAUGCAUUACUCAACAAGGACUGCGAACUUGGUCGUGGUGGAUUUGGAGUUGUUUACCGAACAAUACUUCGAGAUGGGCGUUCAGUUGCCAUAAAGAAACUAACAGUUUCAAGUUUGAUAAAGUCCCAAGAUGAAUUUGAGCGAGAAGUGAAGAGACUUGGAAAGAUCAGGCACCAUAAUCUUGUGGCACUGGAAGGUUAUUACUGGACUUCAUCCUUGCAGCUCCUUAUUUAUGAAUACAUAUCCAGUGGGAGUUUGUAUAAGCAUCUCCAUGAUGGACACAACAAGAACUGCCUAUCCUGGCGACAGAGAUUCAACAUAAUUGUGGGGAUGGCAAAAGGUUUGGCGCAUUUGCAUCAUAUGAACAUAAUUCACUACAAUCUAAAAUCAAACAAUAUUCUGAUAGAUGAUUUUGGUGAGCCAAAGGUUGGAGACUUUGGCCUGGCAAGGCUGUUGCCAAUGUUAGACCGUUGUAUCCUAAGCAGCAAAAUCCAGAGUGCAUUAGGCUAUAUGGCUCCCGAGUUUGCUUGUCAAACUGUGAAGAUAACUGAGAAAUGUGAUGUUUAUGGGUUUGGAAUCUUAGUUUUGGAGGUGGUGACAGGUAAGAGACCAGUGGAAUAUAUGGAGGAUGAUGUGGUGGUGCUCUGUGAUAUGGUGAGAGGAGCUCUAGAGGAUGGCAGGGUGGAGGAGUGUUUUGAUGGAAGGCUUCGGGGGAAUUUUCCUGAGGAUGAGGCAAUUCCAGUGAUAAAACUUGGUUUAAUAUGUGCAUCUCAAGUGCCAUCAAAUAGGCCAGACAUGGAGGAAGUGGUCAAUAUUUUAGAGCUGAUCCAAUGUCCUGCGGAGGGCCAAGAGGAGUUGGAGUGAGUUGAUCCUGUAGAGUUCAAGAAAGAUACAAAAGUAUACGUGUACCCCGGCGAAGAAGAAUCCGUUUUUGAUAAAUUGUUGAAUUUCCUUUUUGUUUUUUCCUCAAAUACUUAUUUGUUAUUGUAAUUUUGUUUGUAUGUUUUUUUCAUUUUUUGGUUGAGGGACGAGGAGGGUGUAUUCUCUUAUUCUGCUUUUAUAACAGUUCCAUUACCGGAUUCUUUUUCACCGGCCGAA